AUAGUCUUUUGGAGAUGCAGGCAACUUAUAAAUUAACACGCGAUUUCAGUUGUAAAACCACGAAUCAAAAACCUAACGAACCGGUAAACAAUUCCGUUUUACACAAAUCCGUGCAGUGACGGAGACGAUGCUGGCGGAAACGAAGGAAAUCGAUUACGUGAUGGAGGCGGCGUCCGGCCCACACUUCUCUGGCCUCCGCCUUGACGGCCUCAUGUCUGCAGCCGCUAGUUCAUCUUCUCCACGUUCUUCCUCCACUCCUACUACUCCCGCUUUUUCCACUCCCCUUACCGAUUCCUCUGUCCUCAAGCAGCCAUUCGUCAUAGGGGUUUCGGGCGGUACGGCAUCCGGGAAGACAACAGUCUGUGACAUGAUUAUUCAACAACUUCAUGAUCAUCGUGUCGUGCUUGUUAACCAGGAUUCUUUCUAUCGUGGCUUGACUCCUGAAGAGUUGCAACGAGUUCAUGAAUAUAAUUUUGAUCAUCCAGAUGCAUUUGACACAGAGCAGCUCCUUGAGUGCGUUAAUGAGCUAAAGAAUGGUCAUUCUGUACAUGUCCCAAUGUAUGAUUUUAAAACACAUCAGCGGUCUUCAAACAGCUUCAGACAGGUGAAUGCCUCUGAUGUAAUCAUCUUGGAGGGGAUCCUUGUCUUCCAUGAUCAGCGUGUGCGGAACUUAAUGAACAUGAAGAUUUUUGUUGACACAGAUGCUGAUGUGAGGCUUGCUCGUAGAAUACGGCGUGAUACAGUAGAGAGGGGUAGGGACAUAAAUUCAGUUCUUGAACAGUAUGCAAAGUUUGUCAAACCGGCUUUUGAUGAUUUUGUUCUGCCAUCAAAGAAAUAUGCUGAUGUUAUCAUACCCCGGGGCGGUGAUAAUCAUGUUGCAAUCGAUUUGAUUGUGCAACAUAUUCACACAAAGCUUGGCCAGCAUGACCUUUGUAAGAUAUAUCCCAAUGUGUAUGUUAUUCAGUCGACGUUCCAGCUCUCCAGAACAAUAAUUAAUUAUGCUUGCUCUGGACGUCUACAGAUAAGAGGCAUGCAUACCCUGAUUCGUGAUCAAGAUAUAUCGAAACAUGACUUUGUAUUCUAUUCUGACAGGCUUAUUCGUCUGGUUGUGGAGCAUGGUCUUGGUCAUUUACCCUUCACUGAAAAGCAAAUAUUUACUCCAACAGGGUCGUUAUAUACUGGUGUUGACUUUUGCAAGAAAUUGUGUGGAGUUUCCAUUGUUCGAAGUGGUGAAAGUAUGGAAAAUGCUCUGCGUGCUUGUUGCAAAGGAAUUAAAAUCGGGAAAAUCCUGAUCCACCGUGAUGGUGACAAUGGGAAACAGCUUAUAUAUGAAAAACUUCCAAAAGAUAUUUCAGAACGCCAUGUCCUCCUCCUAGAUCCAGUCCUUGCUACAGGUAACUCUGCUAAUCAGGCAAUUGAGUUACUCAUACAGAAAGGUGUUCCAGAAUCCCAUAUUAUUUUCCUAAACCUCAUCUCCGCACCAGAGGGAAUACACUGUGUUUGUAAACGUUUCCCCUCUUUAAAAAUUGUGACAUCAGAGAUUGAUGCGUCACUGAAUGAAGAAUUUCGCGUGAUACCGGGUAUGGGAGAAUUUGGGGAUCGUUAUUUUGGCACGGAUGAUUGAUCUACACAGGUUCUGAUGUUGCUCGUUACUGGUUGGUCUGGUCAUUAAUUUUAAAUUAAUUCAGCCAGUCCGGUUCUGUUUACUAAUUGUGAUGUGCCCACAUUUUCUGCAUCGUUCUAUGGUUCUCUCUACUGAGUAUCAGUUGCUUCAAAUUUUGCAAAUCGAAUCAUAUAAAUCAACUUUUCAUUUCUUUACCUCCCAAGCAUAUAAUACCUCAAAUUGGUUGGAUUGAAUAUUUCAAUUUGUUUUGCUUUCAAGAUAUUUAGUUUGUAUGUGUUGUGCACCCCUAAUUCUGAAGAUAACGGAGUCAUGCUACGCACGUCAGUGCCGCUGGGACUUCAAAGCAAUGAUGUAACCCUUCUUUUUCUUAUAAUUUCAUGUUUGUUUGGUCUUCGUUUA
This is a messenger RNA of Olea europaea var. sylvestris, 2023 nucleotides long. Its product is annotated as uridine kinase-like protein 1, chloroplastic. Gene Ontology annotation, cellular component: cytoplasm; chloroplast. Gene Ontology annotation, molecular function: kinase activity; ATP binding. The transcript is spliced from 14 exons. Bases 128 to 1624 code for a protein of 498 amino acids. The record is from RefSeq and is a predicted model, not a curated record. Lineage: Eukaryota; Viridiplantae; Streptophyta; Magnoliopsida; Lamiales; Oleaceae.